Messenger RNA from Oryza brachyantha (malo sina), 789 nucleotides. RefSeq names its product RING-box protein 1. Gene Ontology annotation, molecular function: ubiquitin protein ligase activity; cullin family protein binding; zinc ion binding. Lineage: Eukaryota; Viridiplantae; Streptophyta; Magnoliopsida; Poales; Poaceae. The record is from RefSeq and is a predicted model, not a curated record. Bases 177 to 521 code for a protein of 114 amino acids. The transcript has 5 exons. Gene Ontology annotation, biological process: protein ubiquitination; ubiquitin-dependent protein catabolic process. Gene Ontology annotation, cellular component: nucleus; cullin-RING ubiquitin ligase complex.
CUUUAGGCCUUUACGAGACUCGCCACUGUCCCCCGAGAGAUCGAAGUCGAAAGCUCUCUCUCUCUCUCUCUCUCUCUCUCCUCCGUCCUCUCCUCUCUCUCUCUCUCAGUCUCUCUUCUCGUCUCCGUCGCCUCGCCUAGGGUUCGCUCGACGACUCCCUCUUUCGCUCCUUCGCCAUGGACAAGGGCGACGUCGCCGUGGCCGUGCCCCCCUCCGCCGCCGGGGCCUCCUCCUCCGGGGGAAGCAAGGGCAAGCGCUUCGAGAUUAAGAAGUGGAACGCCGUCUCCCUCUGGGCCUGGGACAUCGUCGUGGACAACUGCGCCAUCUGCCGCAACCACAUCAUGGACCUCUGCAUCGAGUGCCAAGCGAACCAGGCGAGCGCCACCAGCGAGGAGUGCACCGUCGCUUGGGGAGUUUGCAACCAUGCAUUCCACUUCCACUGCAUCAGCCGUUGGCUCAAGACCCGUCAAGUGUGCCCUCUAGACAACAGCGAGUGGGAGUUCCAGAAGUAUGGUCACUAGACAGUUCUCUUCGUGGAGCAAAGCGGCUUCAAGUUUCUCGUACCUAGACAGUUCUCUUCGGGGAGCAAGGCGGCUUCAAGUUUCUCGUACCUAAGUAUUAGCGCUAGUGAUAACUAAUGGAUAACAAUGAAUUGUUGAUGUUUCAGAAGCUUGUAUUUCGGUAGAAGCCGUAUCAUGCUGGUGGUGACUCUAGGGUACUGUUCAGCGAAUCUCCACUCUAGUUAUUUCUGCUGAAAUGAAGCAGCAUUUGGCAUUUCCAGCGUUGAAA